AUGUCACAUACAUUCAUUAUCUUAGAUGGUCACCCAAACGUAUUUGCGCCGACAACAAGAAAUACUAAAGAAAAAACUGAUCCAACACAGCAACUGCCACUGCUCCCUCUUUGGGCAAAUAUGGUGCAAGCUUCGAUCGAGUUUUGUCGCGUUACUUGGGAUCUUCAACACUUGAAAAGAUACCUUAUCAAUGUGCUUAUAGCAGGAGAAACACCUAUCUUAUUAAACGAUUUACAUCAACAAAGCAUACAACAGUUAGAAAGUCAGUUUCCUCACGCCCAACCUCGACAAGCUUUCACACACGACCGACUACAAGCUGCGAUUGAAUAUGCUUUUCGCAUUUAUUCAGGCACCAAUAACAAUGAAGCAUUAAGGCGUUGUCGUAUUGUUAUUUUAGCUGUUGCAAAACAAUCCACAGAGAAAUCAUUUGAAUUUCGAAAUAAUCCUGAUGACCCUGCCCGAGAUCUUCGUACCAUGGUUUAUAAAGCAAUUGAGAAUACAAAUACUCUCAAAAUAGACCAUGUUCAAGUAGACAUUUUGCGUUUAUUACCGUAUGUUGAGACGCCAGAGACUCCUUUGCCUCAUAAGAUUACUUCAAAACGAAUUUCUUCACAACUUACCAUGUCAGUCUAUAAUAUUCCAAAUGGCCAAGAUGAUUUGAAAUAUGCUAUGCGCCACUUGGCACAACUUUACUAUAAUGUCCAUGUGCUACAUAUAUCCAAUAUUCCAAUGAAGGCAAAACAAGCUCAAAUUACACGUACAAUAACUUUGUAUUAUCAAGCAAAUGGUCAUCAUUUGAUAAAUCAACAAGAACCAAUACGAAACUUUAACAUUCAUGAUCCAGCUUACCUCAAAUACCGAGAACUAAAAUUGAUUUAUUCUAAACAACACGAAUGGUGCACAUGCAUGCAUAGUAUAUCACCUCUUAAACUUCAUGACCUGGCCACACAAGUAUUUCUAGACAUGACAUUCCAAGGUAGCAUUUCCUAUCUCGUAACAAAUGAAACAAAGGCUUGGACGCAUAUCUUAAUGGCACAGAACGGUGCUAUCUUUUUGCAUUGUCUCAACAGUCAACUUCAGCAACAAUUCUCAGAAGCAGAAAAAGACUUGAUCUCAUUAUCCAAUGUCAAAAUUGAAGGCAUGUUGGACCAAGGUGUACAGACAACGGUUUCCAAAACGUCGGAAUUAGCGGACACCAUUCUUCGGCCAAACUCUUUUGAGACUGUGAAACAAUACUUGGAAACUGUUGCCAACAAUCCGUUGUGCAAGACAGUACCACUGAAUCCUUCACGUUUCUCACAUCACCUGCCAAUCACACAUAAAUUAAGCGAAAAGAACACUUUGUAUACAUCACGUUCGAUUGAAAAAGCAACUCGGUGGCGCACUUGCUUCCGAGAUUGUGAAGGGACAGACAGAUUUCCUAUUACAUUAGACGAUGCAAGCUCUAUUGAAGACGUAUCGAUGGAUGUAUUGAAUGGUAUUCCUAACAGUUCUGGAUUUGGUGUGGCUAUAGGUCUUGUGCGCGACUUGCUUGAACAACUCCAAGAUAUUUUAUUAAAAGAUAAAAUCUUGGACAAGGAAAUCAAGCCUACAAAGGAAUUGGUUUCAAUGAUCGUUGUUGAGUUGGUCAAUGGCAUGGAAGGCUUAGGUCAAAAAUUGUUUAUCAAGGGCUUGCCUAAACAAGAAGCCAAGCUUGUUUCAAAAAAACUAUUGGUGGCAUUGUAUUUAGUAGGCAAAAGAUUUGCUAAUGACUCCAAUCAACAUCGUGAGCUUUGUGCACACAUUAUCUCGACUAUCAAAGAAAGAACUGAGUAUCAAUUAGAAACCAAUAAAGCAACGCAAAUCAAGAAAGAAGAAGCAGGGCUAGACGAUGUAUGGAACCAAGUGACACGUUAUGAAAACAUGUCCUUGAGAGAGCGAGAAGAAGCUGCCCAAGGUAUUUUACCAGAUAUCAAACAAGAAAAACAGGCUGCCGAACCUAUACUGUUUGCUGGACAGUUACCUCCGCAAUUACUUCAGUCUACACCGUCAUCAAAUACCAAAUUCAAUCCUAGUUUUCGAUCUCGUCGAGGGGGACAAAAUACAACAACAGCCCCAUCCGAUCCAAGACAACACCCUUUGCCAUCUACCGGCUCAAAGAAGCCGACCUAUCCAGAUCCUUCUGCAGCCGUUCCUUAUUUAACAUACAUCAGUCCUACUUUGGAAGAAAAAGCAGAUGAAGAGCGACAAGAAGAAAAUAGCUUAGGAAAUCCUGGUAAUUUGUUAUGGCUCUAUUGGAUGCAUCAAAAAGCAGGGAAACGAGGCAACCAAGAAGAAGGCGACCUCAAUAGUGGUACUGAACUAGUUCACAAAAAUAAUGUAUGGAAGCGUGUCAAGAAGGAAUUUCAGGGACGACUGGCUCAGGCAGGAGAGAAAGGAGAGAUGUUAUAA
Molecule: messenger RNA, 2430 nt
Organism: Gilbertella persicaria
Lineage: Eukaryota; Fungi; Mucoromycota; Mucoromycetes; Mucorales; Choanephoraceae
Exons: 10
Coding region: 1-2430 (809 amino acids)
Biological process (GO): regulation of mitotic cell cycle; centrosome localization
Cellular component (GO): integrator complex
Source: RefSeq, a predicted model, not a curated record